CUUCCUGUUUACCACUUGUUCCUUGAGACAGUUCACGGAUUGCAACACUUCAACAGUCGUGUGAUUUUUGAUCAAGACUAAUAAAUACGCGUUUGAAUCGCUGCUGCUACGGAUUUAAUCGUUUUGGAGCCGGUAAUAUGUUUUUGUCAUUACUGGGGAAGAGGAGAGAAAAUGAAUAAAUGACAGAGGAAACGUGACUAGGCCAGGAGUCCUCGCGAUUUCCUGAGUCAGGCGCCCGGAGUAUUCCUCUGCCAACAAAGGCUCAAUACCAAACAUACGAGUGAUGAGGGCAAGGACUAAAAACCAGUCAGCAUUCAUUUUUCUCGGAAAAACGUUUAGUAAUGUGUUGGAUUUAACUUUAAGUGUGGAUACUUCCUAACAUUAGUUAACUAACAUCAGCUACCUUAGCUAGCCAACCAAAUCCACCACCACUAGCUUAGCCACGUAAACAAAUUACUAUACAUUCUGCUUGCCUGGCCAGUUUUACUCGGAAGGGUUAGCUAGCCUGCUGGCUGGUUAAUACAUCUUUGUUUCUAGAGGGUACCAGCACAGCGGUGCCCUGAAUUCGGGGAGAAUACCCGGCUCCGGCCCUUUCAAGCGGGCAGUCAGGAAGAAACUGGCUGGGAAGGGAUGGCCUGGUGGGUCUUCCCGUUCCCAAGGUGCUGCGGUGUUUGAGGGCGGAAGAGUUCGGAUAGAACCCACGGUGGGUCUCGGCAUGAUGAUGUCUGCAUUCCCUUCCGUGUCUGGGAGUCUCACGGACUCCGGGCUAAUGAUAUCAGGCAGAAAGACUGAGGAAAUAGCGGAUUUGAUAGAUUUGUUUUCGAAGACACAGUACAGAGCGAAAGAAGUCACGCCACGGGUCGAGACGAUAGAGAAGCGUUGCUUGGAGCUCUUUGGCCGAGACUACAAGUACAGUGUCAUCCACAACGCCAACGGGGAGGUGUGUGGCCACUACCCCCGACAGAUGGUCUUCCUCGAGUAUGAAUGUACAGAGCUCCAUAAAGACGGGUUUGAGAGCACAGUCCAGAUCACCAAGCUGCAGGAUCUGGUGAACCGCAGUAAGAUGGCCCGCUGCAGAGGGAGGUUUGUCUGCCCUGUCAUCCUCUACAACGGCAAACAUAUCUGUCGCUCAUCCACUCUGGCAGGCUGGGGGGAGCUAUAUGGGCGCACAGGCUACAACUACAUCUUCUCAGGGGGGAUUGAUGACACAUGGGGGGCAGAGUCUGAGCCAGAGGUUCCAGAGGACGACAGUGCCAGCAAUGGGGACUCUCAGCUCUUUGACAAGGUGCGGGGUCUGGACAUCAAGCUGCUGCGCUACCUCUCUGUGCGCUACAUCUGUGACCUUAUGGUGGAGAACAAGAAGGUCAAGUUUGGCCUAAAUGUCACCUCGUCUGAGAAGGUGGAUAAGGCUCAACGAUAUGCAGACUUCACGCUGCUCUCUGUGCCUUACCCAGGGUGUGAGUUCUUUAAGGACUACAAAGAUAGAGACUACACCGCUGAGGGACUAGUAUUCAACUGGAAUCAGGAUUUUGUGGAUGCUCCUUUGACAAUCCCUGUGUGCUUUACCAAGAACUUGAAUAUAGACUGGAGUAAAUAUCAGUCUUGGGACCUGGUCCAGCAGACCCAGAACUACCUGAAGCUGUUGCUUCACAGCAUCAACAGCGACGACGAGAGCGGUCUCCUCGUGCACUGCAUAUCCGGUUGGGACCGGACACCUCUCUUCGUGUCCCUCCUGCGUCUCUCGCUGUGGGCAGAUGGUGCCGUCCACGCUAGUCUGGAGCCGGCUGAAAUCCUCUAUCUGACCAUCGCCUACGACUGGUUCCUCUUUGGUCAUAUGCUACCUGAUCGCCUCAGCAAAGGAGAGGAGAUUUUCUUUUUUUGCUUCAAUUUUUUGAAGCACAUUGUCUCAGAGAAGUUCUCUGCCAUGAAGAAACCGAGUUUCCACAGAAGGAAAAACUCUCAUUUCAAAGACACUGAUUUCACAGUGGAUGACCUCUGCCAGUUGAAGUCCAGGGACCGGGGCAGCGUGACCAGCCUGAGCAGUGACUUCUCUCUGAUCACGGAGGACGUGGGCGGAGCCACCUGCCUCACCAACGACGCCGUGGACCUGUUUUCCGGCCAGCCCCUGGCAGCCUCCAGCUGGAGGAAGGGACACAACUCGUCCCCACAGACGGUGCUGUGGAACCGGCCCAACCCCCUGCAGGAGCGGCUGGCCCACCCCCUCAGUCAAGAAACCAAGUCCUCCAGCUCUUCCUCCUCCAACCAAUCAGAGACGGGUUUCACGUGCGCAGGCAGCAGUCCUAUGUCUGUGCCCGGGAGAAGGCUGGCGGCAGAGUACGCCCGCUCAGGCUCCUCCCUCUCCAUGGACUACGGCAGCUGGCAGAUCGUGUCGGGCUGCGGCUCCAUCCACGACCGCGGACAGUUCCUGCCAAACCCCACCGCCACCAACGACUUUCCCCUCCCCUUUAUCUUCCAGGACGAGGGGUCCAGCGGACGCAUUUGCCCGUCCCCCUCUGAGCGUCAGGCUCGUCUGGAGACUGUGAGGGAGGUGUUCCUGGCUGCCUACAGCUCCACCGUGGGCCUCAAGUCCAGCGCUCCCAGCCCCUCUGGUGCCAUCUCAGGCCUCCUGGAGCAGUUUGCCCGUGGAGUGGGCCUCCGGGGCACCAACCGCAUCGUCUGAUCUAGGGUCAGGUCUCCCCACCCCAAAUGUGAACUCCGGGCCCGUAAUCAUUGUAUUCAUAAAGUGUCUCAGAGUAGGAAUGCUGAUAUAGGAUCAGUUUUUCCUGUUAGAUCAUAUGGACAGGAAGGCCUGAUUCUAGAUCAGCACUCCUACCGUGAGGCUCUGUGAAUAUGGGCCCUGACCCCCCCCACCCCUCUCCCGCUAAAUCCACGCAUCUCCAUCAAGGGAAGAUGCAUCUCGUAUGGACUCUAAUAAAAAUAAAAAGUGCCAAACUUCUCUACUCUAUUCAGGGGUUGAAGUGUCCUUUUAUAUUUGUUGGUUUAAAAGUGUUUUUAAUAAUUUUUUAUAUAUAUACAUCUCAAACAUUACAUACCCUGGGUUUAUUUUGUUCUUUAAUUUCUCUUUUAAAAAUAUAUAUUUUCUUAUUCAUGCAUUUCCAACUUUCUCUCUGGAGUUAUUCCUUUUUUGUUGGCCACACAUUUUCUUGUCGAUUCAGGGAGUGUCUCGGGGGGCGUGGCCAUGUCAGCCACACUAUCAUUUAGAGACAGAUGACCGUUGUACUUUAACGUAUGGAGCAUUUUUCUUAGGGAUUUGGUGCUAUGAGUGUGCUGAAUCAGAAGCUGCUAUUCAGUGCCGAAUCAGAAGGAAGCAUUACCAUAUAAUUGUAGUGCGUACUGUGGUUGUCAACAAACAGCAUUAGCUAAGUGUGUCAGGGUGUAAUAGAAACAUGCUGUUUCUAUUUGGCAUAGAAAAGCCAUAUCAAUCUGGAUCUAGCUUAAUUCUGUAGAAUUGAAUAUGUUGAGUCCUAUCAGCCUAUUUUUGAAUUGGUUACUCGUUUUUAAUAAUUCGACUUUUUAAGGUCUGUUAAGUCACUUUUAUGUGCAGAAAUUUAAACAAAGAAAUGUUGUGUUGUCGCCAUACAAAACAUUUUCACACGGUCUUCAGUAUACCCAUGUGCACAUACACACCAUCAUUAGACUGGUCCCAGACCUGUUUGGGCUGUCAUGCUGACUCCUACGGUUGUGGCGUGAACAGAUCCAGGUGACACCAUUACCUGAGCUUCAGACCACACACCAGAAGCCAAGCCUAUUAGUUGGCUGCGUUGAAAGUUCUUUAAAAGUCCUACACAAGGUUUAGAUUUGAGCCCCACUUCUGACAGCUAUUCGUAUGCUCAGUCACUUCAUCUCAACUUUUUUUCUCUCAGUUGUGCGACAUGUUGGCUCCGAGCCACCCUGCUAUCAGCCUUUGUUAUCAUUCUAUGUAGUUUGUGGCUGCGUUCCAGACCGACUACAUUGCAGUCGGCUCCCAACACCUGGAUAGGUGUUAAUCUUACUGCAUCAGAUCUAGCAAUCUGAAACCUGACUGUGCAGUCAAAGACAUGGCACAGAACCAUUGGUCAGUGCGAGCGGCAUGACUGCAAUGUAGUCAGCCUGGAACAUGACCUCUCUUUGUGACUUAAGCCCCUAGAGGUAGUGUGGGAGACAUCUCUUUAAAAGUUUUGAAUCUAGAUCUGUCUCGUUACACUACACAAGUAUCUCUUCUGGACCUAGUUUGUCCUUGUUAAUAAUAAAGUCAGCUAGUUUGCUUAACAUUGACAGUAUUGUCAGACUAGCUACAUUAUCCAUAUUGAGAAAAUUGUCAAAAAAAGGAUUUGUUUCCAUGUUUUGGUUGAAAAGGUAAAAGCUUAGUCCGUGGUGAAACAUCUCAACUCCGUUUCCCACUUGUAAUUGCGACUUGGAGGGUCUUUCAAUUGAAAUGUCCAACUCGGAACUAGAAGAUUCCGAUAACUUCUAGCACUUGAACACUUCAUUAAUGGCCGAGUAAAAGCUCUCUUAUUGCUGCAGGAGCCAAGUGGACUGGAUCAGUUCGCUGCCACUGAACAGGGAUCUCUCCCUAUCCAUCCUAUCCUCUCCAUGUUCUCAGUUCCUCUUUGAGAUCUGAAACAAGCCUUUCAGAUCAGGAAGAUGAGACUUUGGCCACGAUUUAAGGAUAUUGGUGCGAGAUGUUACCUUUUCUAGAGUACUCUCACUUGUCAACCAGUGUGCGGACUGAUGCAAUAUUGUACAUCUGGGUAUACCUCAAUUGUCCAUUCUCUGUCUCAUUCAAUCUUCCAACAGUAUUUUUUUAUUUAACCUUUAUUUAAUUAGGAAAGUCAGUUAAAAGAACAAAUUCGUAUUUACAAUGACGGCCUACACCGUCCAAACCCGGACUUCAUUGGAAGCUUACCUGGUUGCUUUCACCAUCUAAUCCUUUAAAAUAAAAAAUAAACCACUGUGCCAUUGGUCCUUCCUCCCUCCUGAAUUUGAGAGAUGUUUACUUUUAUUUUUUAUGAUUAAAAUUAUUUUACUACCAUCAUAUCCUGUAGUAAUCAACUCUGAUAUAAUUUAUCAUACCAGAGAAAUAUUGACUAUAUUGACUAUAGGUCCCUGUUGGUGGCUAUAGGCAGCCCUAGAGCCCCUAGAUUGUUUACAGUUGAUCCAUACCACUCACUUCACACUGGGCACUUACCUUUUAGAAUUACACAAGCACCUCAAGCGAUUGUUCAACUCAUCCAUGUUUUUGCAUGUAAUUUCCCCAACUAAUUAAAACUAGUUGAAUAUAGUACUUUUAGUAUGAUUUUUUUUUUUUUUUGUACCCCUCUUGAUUUGACUGAAAUGCUUCGUUGCACACUCAUUUUACUUCUAUUGUCUGUGUCAACAGAUUGACAUGUUUUUCUUUUAUCAUGUUUGUUCCUUUUUAAAUGGCUCUUUUAAUUGUCACCAGUGAGGCUACAUUGAGAAAGGUGAAUUGAUCUGCAGGUGGUAAUUAUGAAUAAAGAAGAAACAAAGGUU
Molecule: messenger RNA, 5511 nt
Organism: Oncorhynchus kisutch (coho salmon)
Lineage: Eukaryota; Metazoa; Chordata; Actinopteri; Salmoniformes; Salmonidae
Product: myotubularin-related protein 14
Exons: 19
Coding region: 716-2680 (654 amino acids)
Biological process (GO): dephosphorylation
Molecular function (GO): phosphatidylinositol-3-phosphate phosphatase activity
Source: RefSeq, a predicted model, not a curated record